GCCGGCUCCUGUUCAUCUUGGCCGCCCACCCCUUCUUCCAUUCAAGGAGGAACCUCUAGUACUUCAGAGCAGGCAGGUGGAGCUAGUGCUCUGUAGUAUGGCCCCUCUGCGGUCUCUGAAGCCGUUUGCAUUUCCUGAAACCGGAUCUCCUGGGUGUCAGAGCGGCCUCCGGGUCCCAGGCUUCUCGGCCAUGGCCCUCCGUAAGGAACUCCUCAAAUCCAUCUGGUACGCCUUCACGGCCCUGGACGUGGAGAAGAGCGGCAAGGUCUCCAAGUCCCAGCUCAAGGUCUUGUCCCACAACUUGUACACGGUGCUGCACAUCCCCCAUGACCCCGUGGCCCUGGAGGAGCACUUUCGGGAUGAUGACGAUGGCCCAGUCUCCAGCCAGGGUUACAUGCCCUAUCUCAACAAAUACAUCCUGGACAAGGUGGAAGAAGGGGCUUUUGUCAAGGAGCACUUUGAUGAGUUGUGCUGGACUCUGACGGCUAAGAAGAACUAUCAGCCCAACCGAAACGGGAAAAGCACAUUGUCCAAUCAGGAUGCUUUCCGACUCUGGUGCCUCUUCAACUUCCUGUCUGAGGACAAGUAUCCCUUGGUCAUGGUACCUGAUGAGGUAGAGUACCUCUUGAAGAAAGUCCACAGCAGCAUGAGCCUAGAGAUGGGAUUUGGGGAGCUGGAAGAGCUGCUGGCCCAGGAGGUCCAAUCCCCAAGCGGGAUGAGCGUCUGGCAGUUAUUGGAACUCAUCAACUCGGGCCGAUGCCUGCGCGGUGUGGGCCGAGACACACUCAGCAUGGCCAUCCAUGAGGUCUACCAGGAGCUGAUCCAGGAUGUACUUAAGCAGGGAUACCUGUGGAAGAGGGGGCAUCUGAGACGCAACUGGGCAGAGAGGUGGUUCCAGCUAUUGCCCGGCAGCCUGUGCUACUACGGGAGUGAAGAGUGUAAGGAAAAGAGGGGAACUAUUCUCCUGGACCCUCAAUGCUGUGUGGAGGUGCUCCCGGACCGGGACGGAAAACGCUGCAUGUUCUGUGUGAAGACAGCCUCCCGCACGUACGAGAUGAGUGCCUCGGACACCCGCCAGCGCCAGGAGUGGACAGCAGCUAUCCAGACGGCGAUCCGGCUGCAGGCUGAGGGAAAGACCUCCCUUCACAAGGACCUGAAACAGAAACGUCGGGAGCAGAGGGAGCAGCGGGAGCGGCGUCGGGUGGCCAAGGAGGAAGAGAUGCUUCGGCUGCAGCAGCUGCAGGAGGAGAAGGAGCGGAAGCUGCAGGAGCUCGAGCUGCUGCAGGAGGCUCAGCGGCAGGCAGAGCGGCUGCUCCAGGAGGAGGAGGAGCGCCGGCGCAGCCAGCACCGCGAGCUGCAGGAGGCACUGGAGGAGCAGCUCCGAGAGGCUGAACAGGCCCGAGCCUCCAUGCAGGCAGAGAUGGAGAUGAAGGAAGAAGAGGCGGUUAGGCAGCGACAGCGGAUCUCGGAGCUGGAGGAGAUGCAAGAGAGGCUCCAGGAGGCCCUGCAGCUAGAGGUGAAGGCUCGACAGGAUGAGGAGUCCAUGCGCUAUGCCCAGACCAGGCUUUUAGAAGAGGAGGAGGAGAAACUGAGGCAACUGAUGCAGCUGAAGGAGGAGCAGGAACGUUACAUCGAGCAGGCCCAGCAAGAGAAGCAGGAACUGCAGCAAGAGAUGGAAAUCCAGAGCCGCUCUCUGCAGCAGGCCCAGCAACAGCUGGAGCAGGUGCGGCAGAACCGGCAGCGAGCGGAUGAGGAUGUGGAGGCUGCCCAGCGGAAGCUUCGCCAGGCCAGCACCAAUGUCAAGCACUGGAACGUCCAGAUGAGCCGACUCAUGCACCCUAUCCGGCCUGGAGACAAGCGUCCUCCCAACAGCAGCUCCUUUCCUGGCUUCCAGCCUUCCCUGCUAGCCCGGCGAGACUCCUCUCUGAAGCUUCUGUCCCGGAGGGGAUCCCAGGACAGUGAGACACUCACCACCAACAGUUGUGAGCUCCAGGAACCCCUGCACAAAGAGGAUGAAUCCUCCACCCUUGCCUCCACCUCUCAGGAAGAACAGGAGCUCAAUUUGGAACCACCCAACUAGUCCCCUAAGAGCCUCUGCCGUGACUUACACAGCUGGACUGUGGAUGAAACCAACCAUCUGCUAGAAAAGACCCUUUAGACCAGCAUGUCCAGGGAUUCCAUGUUCUCAAACGCUGUACCAGGCCAGAUGGGGUCAAAGAAAAGCUUUUCCAUGUGGCUUCUGGCCUCAGACAAUUGAGGGUCCCCAGGAUACUGUCCUAUGACUUAGCCCUAAGAGCUUAACAGUGGAAGCUGAGUUUGAGGGACCAGAGGAGGGAGAGAGGGAACCAGGGAGCCUGGAGCUCUCUGUCCCCUCUUAACCCCCCUACUCCAUCCCUCCCAGGCAACCAAUCAAUGGAUUUGUUCAUGUAUUAAAAAAAAAACAACCCUAAAUAAAACCUACUUUGAGAAUUCAUCAA
This is a messenger RNA of Monodelphis domestica (gray short-tailed opossum), 2477 nucleotides long. RefSeq names its product DEF6 guanine nucleotide exchange factor (gene DEF6). NCBI's taxonomy places the organism in Eukaryota, Metazoa, Chordata, Mammalia, Didelphimorphia, Didelphidae. The record is from RefSeq and is a predicted model, not a curated record. Gene Ontology annotation, cellular component: cytoplasm; nucleus.